AUGUCUGACUUUGAUAUAUGUGACAUCAAAGUGCCGAAUGUCAUCGACAAUGAUGACUGUGUCUAUUGCUUUGAGACUAUGAAGAAUAAGAAUACGGACACUGACCACGCAUUGAUCAUUUGUUUAACUUGUUUCCAAUGCUUCUGCAUCGACCAUUGGGAGUUUCACCAACAGGUUGUUGUUAAUGAAACACAGACCACUCAUGACUUAUACUUGAAGGUGUCCAAGUAUUUAAAGCCACAAAGGAAUGAUGAGGAAGCUAGUACGCCACCUUCAGAGAAGAAGAUGAAGCUUGAGAUUAAAGACGUUAACGAAGAUGAUCUAUACGAUACUCACUGGACAGUUGGCUCUCUUGAGCGUGGAGAAAUGUUAUCUUCAGAUACUCUGGAGGUGCCUCAGGACUGGCUGAACAAAGUCAAUGAAAUCUUGAAUGCAAAAUCGUCAUCCUACCAAGAUAUGUCAAACACAUGGACUCUAGAGCUCAAACCUUGCCAGCACAUUGACAAUUUUGACCUUUCGAAAUGUACCCCUCCACCAUCCACCCUUUCGCAAUGCUGUAGUGACUGCGGUCUCAGCUCAAAUCUAUGGCUAUGUUUACACUGUGGGAAUGUUGGAUGUGGUAGAGAACAAGUAGGGAUUCAAGGAAACUCACAUGCAUUGAAACAUUAUGAAAGUGCUAGAGACCACUCACUUGCCGUAAAAUUAGGGUCUCUCACAAGAGAUACGGCAGACAUAUACUGUUAUUCAUGUGAUGAAGACGUCAAAUUUGUCAACCAGCAACAGUGGAAUGAAAUUUUAGAGUUUUGGAAGGUGGAAGUGCCAGAAAAGUCUAAGGAAAAGACUUUAGUCGAGCUCCAAGUAGAGCAGAGCUUAAAAUGGGACUUCCAAAUGGUGGAUUCGUCGGGCAAAAGUCUAAAACAUUUGAAAUGUGGUCCUGAAUAUGGUUUAGGAUUGCUAAAUCUUGGGAACUCGUGCUACAUGAAUUCAAUCUUGCAAGUAUUGCUCAACGGAGGAGUAAAGCAUUGGAACCUUUCAGAAUUGGGUUCCUUCCCAGAUGAUGUUAUUUACCCAAGAAAUAACUUAAUCUGUCAAUUGAUCAAAAUUCGCGAUGCUAUGACCACGUUCCAAUCAAAAUAUCCUGAUGGGGUGAAACCAACCAGUUUCAAGAAAGUUAUCGGUGGAUCUCACGAGGAAUUUUCCUCUGGAAGACAGCAGGAUUCAUUAGAAUUCUUCACCUACAUGACUGAUAAGUUGGAUAAAGAGGUUUUCAAAAAGAGGGACUCGAACCCAAACGACCUUUUCAGGUGUCGUAUGCAGGAUAAGAUUAAAUGCAGCGAUUGUAACAAAGUGAAGUUCAUGGACCAAGUUGCUGAAGUAAUUCAACUCCCGUUGCAAAGGUCUGAAGAGCCACAACAACUUAUCGACAGAAUUCGUGACUAUUUCAGUGGUGAGACUAUCGAAUAUCGCUGCCCAACCACAAAAGAACUUACGACCGCUGUCAAGGUCCCAGGAUUCUCUACUUUUCCGCAUACUCUAGUGGUAAAUCCAAUAAGAAUUGAAUUGAUCAAUUGGCAACCAAGUAAAACUUCAGAUCAGGUAUUCGUUCCGGGGGUACGUGAUGCUGAGUUGUUAGACAUGACCCCAUUCAAAGCUGAAGGUUUGCUCGAAACAGAGGAAGAGCUUAAGGAGGAGGAUGACAAUGCCGAAGAAGUUCAAUUCAACGAAGUAUUCCUAUCGCAGUUAAAGGAAAUGGGCUUUUCGGAAAACGCUUCCAAGAGAGCGUUACAUGCAACCGGGAACUCAAAUGCAAACGAUGCCAUGGAAUGGCUCUUCCAGCACAUGGACGAUGCCGAUCUCAAUUCAGAUUUCAAGCCACCAAAAACCCAAAAUAAAGGCCCUAACGUGGACCAAGACGCUUUGAGUAACAUGGUCAACAUGGGACUCGAUCCAAAGCUAUGCAGAAAAGCUCUCGUCUUGAAUAACAAUGACGUAAACUCCAGUGUAGAAUGGGUUUUCUCUCAUAUGGAUGAUGAUGGAGAACUACCAGAAACAGAAGGCUCUUCUAAUGACGAUAAGAACCCCAUCGCUAAAACUUACGGAGUUGAAGCCAAAAAUAUCGCGGCCGCAAAAUACAAGCUAUCAGCAGUUGUAUGCCACAAGGGAAAUUCCGUCCAUAGCGGCCAUUACGUUGCAUUUAUCAAAAAAAUCGUUGACGGAAAGGAACAAUGGGUUCUAUAUAACGAUGAAAAGAUCAUCCUUGCUAAUGACGUGACCAACUUCGAAGAGAUCGAGAAGAAUGGCUACAUGUACUUCUUCACCCUAUUGGAAUGA
Kluyveromyces marxianus DMKU3-1042 is the source of this 2331-nucleotide messenger RNA. RefSeq names its product ubiquitin-specific protease UBP14 (gene UBP14). The transcript has a single exon. Gene Ontology annotation, cellular component: nucleus; cytosol. The record is from RefSeq and is a predicted model, not a curated record. Gene Ontology annotation, biological process: protein deubiquitination. NCBI's taxonomy places the organism in Eukaryota, Fungi, Ascomycota, Saccharomycetes, Saccharomycetales, Saccharomycetaceae. Gene Ontology annotation, molecular function: cysteine-type deubiquitinase activity; cysteine-type endopeptidase activity; protein binding. The coding region runs from base 1 to 2331 and encodes 776 amino acids.